GCGCGCACAUGGUGGCGGCGGGCAGCCUGCUGUCGCUGCUGGUGGUGUGGACCCUCCUGGGGAACAUGCUGGUGUGCGCCGCCAUCGUGGGCUCGCGGCACCUGCGCGCCAAGGUCACGCACAUCUUCAUAGUCUCCUUAGCCGUCUCGGAUCUGCUGGUGGCGCUGCUGGUCAUGCCCUGGAAGGCGGCGGCCGAGGUGGUGGGCUACUGGCCCUUCGGCGCCUUCUGCAGCGUCUGGGUGGCCUUCGACAUCAUGUGCUCGACCGCCUCCAUCCUCAACCUGUGCGUCAUCAGCGUCGACAGGUACUGGGCCAUCUCCAGCCCCUUCAGGUACGAGAGGAAGAUGACCCCCCGCGUGGCUCUGGCCAUGGUCGGCGUGGCCUGGGCGCUCUCCAUCCUCAUCUCCUUCCUCCCCGUCCAGCUCAACUGGCACAAAGGCCACGACCCGCGCGCCCCUGCCGCCGCCCCCUGGACCGCCAGCCCCGACCUGGAGAGCGUCUCCUCGUGGGCCGAGGGCUUGGGCAGCAGCAACGGCACGGCGGCGCCGUCGGAGCAGUGCGACUCCAGCCUGAACCGGACCUACGCCAUCUCCUCCUCGCUGAUCAGCUUCUACAUUCCCGUGGCCAUCAUGAUCGUCACCUACACGCGGAUCUACCGGAUUGCCCAGGUGCAGAUCCGUCGGAUCUCGUCUCUGGAGAGGGCGGCCGAGCACGCCGAGAGCUGCCGCAGCGGCGGCGGCGGCGGGCGCCUGGACUGCGCGCACCCUUUGCACCAGCAGCACCACCAUUCGGGCCUCAAGUCGUCGCUGCGCAAGGAGACCAAGGUCCUCAAGACGCUCUCGGUCAUCAUGGGGGUUUUCGUCUGCUGCUGGCUGCCUUUCUUCGUCCUCAACUGCUUGGUGCCCUUCUGCGACAGGCCCCCCGGCGACCCCGGCGCCGGCCUGCCCUGCGUCAGCGACACCACCUUCGACGUCUUCGUCUGGUUCGGCUGGGCCAACUCCUCCCUCAACCCCAUCAUCUACGCCUUCAACGCCGACUUCAGGAAGGUCUUCUCCCGCCUCCUGGGCUGCAGCCGGCCGUGCUCGGCCUCCCCGGUGGAGACGGCCAACCUCAGCCACGAGCUCAUCUCUUGCAACCAAGACACUUUCUUCUUCCGCAGGGAAGGCGUCGACACCGACGCGAACAGGAUCCCCAACGUGGGGGGCGGCGGCAGGGGAGGCCCUUUCGACGGUGCGUCCCAGAUCUCUCCCGACCAAGAGGGCGCCACCGAGUCUGGCGACUGCGAGGGGGACAUUUCGCUGGGCAGAAUUUCCCCCCUCACCCCCACUUGUCUACUUUAGACUUCACCCCACCUGGGAAGAGCCUUUUAAAAAGGAAGCCUUGGGCUUGGGACAGACACUAGUUGUGGCUGUCGAUUAUUCCUAUUGCCAUUAUUUAAUCCUAACCUGCAAGAAGUUCAUAAACCAGCAGUGAACUGGGAACAGAGAGAAGAGGGGGCAUUCCAGUCCAGUGGACCGUGGGGUGAAAGGCUGGGCUUACAAGGCCUGCCCAGAAGUGCCAAGGGAAACUGACAUGAGCGCAUUAAAAGGACAACUGUCCUCUCAGAAGACUGCUGUUUGGCCACAGUUUGGAUUUUACUAUGACCAAAGUCGGAAGGUGUCUCAAGCUACUGUUUUUCUGUUGUGUUUCUGUUCCUGCAAGUCACAGUUUGGUGGUUUUCUGUUUUGGGAAAUGGAUUUUCUUGCUCACAUUAUCGUCGCCUGAGAACCAAAAACAUCUAAAUUAUAUUGACAACCGGAUUUUAAACUUGCAGAGUUGAAUCAUUGAUAGUUAAUUGUCCAGCUGUUAUACCUUAGAUUGAAUCAGGGAGGAAAAGAGUUUGACACAAU
Messenger RNA from Lacerta agilis (Sand lizard), 1889 nucleotides. RefSeq names its product dopamine receptor D5 (gene DRD5). Gene Ontology annotation, cellular component: plasma membrane. Lineage: Eukaryota; Metazoa; Chordata; Lepidosauria; Squamata; Lacertidae. Gene Ontology annotation, biological process: adenylate cyclase-activating adrenergic receptor signaling pathway. The coding region runs from base 9 to 1340 and encodes 443 amino acids. The record is from RefSeq and is a predicted model, not a curated record. The transcript has a single exon. Gene Ontology annotation, molecular function: G protein-coupled receptor activity; dopamine neurotransmitter receptor activity.